GACGAGCAUCCUCCAAUUUCCGCAACUCUCUCAACACUCUUUCCCCUGCCGUCUCUCUCUCUCUCCGUCAUCACUAAACUAAUGCCUCCAUUCUCGCCUCUCACCUACUCUCAUUUCCGCUGAUCUCGCCCGCCACGGCAGGCCGAAGGAGAAGGAGAAGCUGCUGAUAUUCACCAAUGGAGUCUCCUUCGUUUGCCUCCAAAGCACGGACCGCCUUCCAUUCUGCUGCGGCACGAGCCGAGCGCGUUCUCACCGAUUUGAAAUCCGACCGAUCAGAUGCUGACAACAAGCAAUCGCCGAGGGAACAACGGAGGGAGCAGCCGGAGAAGCAGUCCCCGAGGAACGAAAGCGAGUCUAAGAGCAACAAUGAAGGGAAGCACUUGAGGUGGAAGCCUGCACCCAUAGGAAUCAAGCACGAUUGGCAGGACCGAUUUAAAAAUAUUAGAAUAGGGAAAAAAGGAGGUGAAAUCCCGGCAGAAAAAGUUGAUGAUUCACAGAUGGCGGUUGCAUUUUAUGAUGAGAAUUUGUACAUACUGAAGAUGAAAAAUGAUGCUGAGAACAAGGCAUCACAAGUACCUUACAUAGUAGAAAGAUUAAAUGCCACAACUCCAGACAGCAUCCCUCCAGCAUCUGUCAUGAAGCAAUUGGCUAUCGCUAUUGAUGCGGGGAAAAAAUACAAGUCAAUAAAAGAUCUUGUGGUGUCUUCUGGAAGGUCUUCACCAAUGAAGGAGAGGGCAAGCUUAAGCCUUGCUGCUAUGAAGUCAUUGGUGCUCCGUGAUAAGGACGAGAAGCUUGCAUCUGAGUUUGAGAACCACGAGAAGGUUUUAUCCAUCUUGCAGUCGUUGUUUGAUGCAGUCUAUCCUGUGAUGAUCUUUCACUUCCAUGGUAAUAUCUGCAAGAUUCUCGCAGAGGCGGACUUUCUCAGGAGGAAUGUCAGCUGUAGCGAGGAUUCAUUAUCAUUGAUUAAAGACAUUCAUGGUGCACCCCCUGGCAGCUUCCUGGUAAAGCUAUCUGAAGUAAUUGGAAGCUUUAGAACAUUGCGGAAAAUGGCCAUCCUGUGGAACAAAAUUGUUGCUGAACUCAGAAGACUCUGGGCUGAAGAACUCCAUGUACCAGGCAUCCCUCUGGAUGAGUUUCCAGAUCUCCAUUCCUGCCUUCUAUACCAGCAGUUUCAAGUUAUCAAUUGCUGUGUUUCCAGGAAAAAGCGUCAUGCGAUUGCUGCUGAAUCAAUGGAAGCUGCAUUAAGGGACGCCAGUAAAUUUUCUGCUGAAUAUGCUAAAGGUCUAAAUGCUCCUGGGCAUUUAUUAUAUGCCAAAACAAGCAGUGGAGAACUUGUACUUCGGCUAGGUGCUGGUUCGAAGGCUCCUAAUCUGUUUAUGCUGGAAAGUGGUGAACCAAUAUACUCUCCUAUCCCUCAGGAGGGUCCUUUGCUUACUGAAGAUCUUAUCAAAGAAACAGAAGAAUUUGUUCUUCGAACUGGAAGUGUUGGUGCUGGUUGCUCUCAAUUACUCUCUGACAUGCAAGGUUUCAAGGCUGCCAAUCCUGGCUGUAUAUUAGAGGAUUUUGUGAGAUGGCAUUCUCCUCCUGACUGGACAGACAGUGAGCCAACUGACGAGGCAAACGAGUCUUCUUCUUCAGAUGGGGGCAAUUCGUCUUCAACAAGAGGUUACUUAAGUAGUCGAAUGCAGAAAGAAGGAAACUUGUGGCGUGAACUCUGGGAAACAUCUAAAUCUGUACCAGCUGUUAAACAGGUUCCUUUGUUUGACGAAGAUUUGGCAGUCGAGGGGAUUCUGAAUCACAUGGAGAACAUCAGCCCUUCUGAGCUUUUGGAACAGUUCUUCAUUUCGUUGCUUGGUCUUGGAACUUUGAUGGCCGAGGCAAAACUCUCUAGCAACGAUGAUUUAUCAAAGCUAUUCUAUGACUGCAAAGACUACAUUGUGGUCACUUGUCAAGGAAGACCCUGGAGUGACAAACUGGACGACCUUUGCCAAGUGUACGAAACAAUCGAGACAAUGUUGGUGAACCCAGAUGAAAUCGUCAAGGCAAUGAAGCAGGCUGAUGAUGCCUGCACACCUGGAUCUGAAACCAAGCGCAGUAGCUUCCCGAAACUGGGUCCGAAACCGAGAAAGCCGUCCCCAAGGCGCGAGAGCGGUUCAGAUGAUAGCCCCAUGAAGCAGCAAUUUUCGAAUUUCUUCGAGGGCAAGUCGUCCUUGUUCUCGAAAAACAAGCCUCCCAAGCCAGGGAGUGCAUCUCCUGGCGAGAAGACCCCGUCGGCAGAAGAUAGUGACUGGACACUCGUUUAGAAAGCUACAGAGGGGAGGAGUGAUCAUCCUACAUUGCCAAUUGUGAUUAUUUUUUGGGUUUUCCAUCUCUUUCAGAUCCCCCCACCAAGGUAAUGAAGGAAUUCAGGCCUUCUGUACCCCAGUUUUUGUUUUUGUUUUGUUUAUAAGCUUGUUCAUCUGUAAAUCCACACACUCUUUCAACCUGAUUUUGCCCCGGUUUUAGGCACAUAACCAGAAUCCUGUUACUUUACUUGACACAAAAGGUGUUACAAUACAAAUUUAGACAAAAAGAAAAUACAAAGAGAAUCUGAGAUUUAGUUGUUCCUUCUCCUUCUCCUGUUUUCAGUGAUGUACAAAUAGCUGCUACAGCAUCUACCGCUUUAUGGCCAAAAGGGCUGCUAGUCGCAGCUGGCUU
Messenger RNA from Linum tenue, 2697 nucleotides. Lineage: Eukaryota; Viridiplantae; Streptophyta; Magnoliopsida; Malpighiales; Linaceae. The record is from the annotation of a GenBank genome assembly.